Molecule: messenger RNA, 2937 nt
Organism: Prorocentrum cordatum
Lineage: Eukaryota; Dinophyceae; Prorocentrales; Prorocentraceae
Source: the annotation of a GenBank genome assembly
AGACGCCUUGGCCCAUGUGAUUCCAGGGCCCUCGUGCCCAGCCAGAGCCAUACCACUCGUCCUCUCUCCAUCGCGAGGUAACUGCACCCCGUCGCAGUUCUGAACCCAUGGCAAUGCAGCUCGUGCUGGCGGCCCUCCUGGGCCUCUCUGCGUCCGCGGGCGCUGCCAAGAGCGUCGCCAGGAGCCAGGGGCCGGUCCAGAAGAUCACAGACCUGCUUAAGGAGAUGAACGACCAGUUGCAGCUCGACGAGAAGUCGGAGCAGAAGAUGUACGACAAGUAUGCGUGCUGGUGCAAGGACGCCUCCGGCAAGAAGGCCGAGGCCAUCGAGACGGCACAGGCCGAUCUGCGAGAGCUCGGCCAGAGCAUCCUGACGCUCAAGGGUGAGACCGCCACCCUGGCCGCAGAGAUCGCGAAGCUCGAGGCGGACCUGGAGGAGAACGCGAAGCUGCAGGAGGAGGCGACCGCUCUGAGGGCGAAGCGGAACGAGGCGUACCUAGCCUUCACGGCGGAGACGAAGCAGGCGAUGGUCGCCCUGGAGAAGGCCAUCUACGUGCUGAUCAAGGGGGCCACCGCCACCCCUGGCGAGGAGGCCGCACUUCUGCAGACCCAGGGCCGCCAGGUCGUUCAGCACGUCGUGGAGUCCUUGCCGAGCAUGGCCAAUCUCAAGGCCUCUCAGACGGCCCUGCUGGCCGAGUUCCUGAGGGGCGGGUCGAAGUACACCCCUCAGUCCAUGAGCGUCCAGGGCAUCCUCAAGGACAUGUACGCGACCUUCGCCACCGACGUGGAGGAGGCGACCAAAACAGAGGCCGACCAGAACCGCGAGUUCGAGAACCUGAUCGCCACCUUGAUCGAGCAGGCCAACAACUGGAAGGCAGAGAAAGCGGCAAGGGAGGAGCUCAAGGCCGAGAAGGAGUCCACCCUCGCCGACGAGUCCCAGCUGUACGACGAGACCGAGGCGCAGAUGGAGGCCGACAUUGCCUUCUUCGACACCACCGCGAAGGCGUGCGAGGCGAAGCACGCUGAGUGGACCCUGCGGUCAGCCCUGCGAGCGGAGGAGAUGAAGGGCAUCCAGGAGGCCAUCACGCUGCUGUCCACGGACGAGGCCAGGGAGCUGCUGGCCUCCGCGAUCAAGGAGGGCAAGGAGGUUAACGCGGACACGUCCGCCUACGACACGGGCGCGGACACCCUCGGCACGUUCGCGCCGGCGCUCGUGCAGGUCGGCAAGGGCGACUCGCGGAGCCCGGUGCUCAGCGCCUACAAGGCCCUCAAGGAGAAGGCCACAUAUGCGAAGAGCCUCCGCCUCGCGGCGCUCGCGGCGCAGGUUCACGAGGCCAAGGCCGGCCACUUCGAUACAGUCAUCGCGGCGAUCGACAAGACGGUCCAGGACCUCAAGGAAGAGGAGGCCGCGGACAUCGCGAAGCGCGACCAGUGCAAGGAGGAGAUCACGCAGUCGAACUCGACGAUCCUAGACCUUACCUGGAAGAUCAAGUGCAACGAGGCCAAGAUCGACAAGCUCCAGCGAAAGAUCGAGGAGAAGCAGGCGAUGAUCGCGGAGUCCAGGCAGGUGAUCAAGGAGACCUACGCGUACAUGAACGAGACGACGGAAAUCCGCACGCAGGAUAAUGCCGAUUUCAUCCAGGCCAAGAAGACCGACCAGUCUGCCAUCGAGCUGCUGGUGACGGUGCGAGACACACUCUCCAAGUACUACCACCAGAACACAACGGGCUUCGGCACCGUCCAGGGCGCCGUCAAGGGCGCCGCGCUGACUCAGAAGAGGGAUGAACCAGAGUUCAAGGUCUCCGAGUUCGAGGCCCCGGACGCGACCUUCUCCAAGUCCACCCACCGCAUCGGCGAGGCCAAGGGCGUGGUGUCGCUGCUGACGAUGGUCAUCGAGGACCUGAACGACGAGAUCGCGAACGACAUGAAGUCCGAGGAGGCCGCGCAGCUCGCGCACGAGGAGCAGAUGCACUCUGCCAGGGUGAUGGUUGCGCAAAACGAAGCCAAGAUCGUGUUCCUGGAGGGAGUUGUCGCGAAGACCGACGAGGAGAAGGCGGACGAGCUGGAGCUCAUGAGCCAUAAUUCGGAUCUCCAGAAGGGGGAGAAGACGUACCUUGGCGGCAUCUUGGCCGACUGCAAGUGGGUCUUCAAGGCCUUCUUCGAGCGGGCCGACAAGCGCGCCGCGGAGAUGGAGGGCCUGACCGCGGCGAAGGAGUACCUCGUGGGGUACAACCCGAACGCGGAUGUCGGGGCUGGCUACGUCGCCGAGCAGCUUCCGCAGGGAGCAGCACUCGCGCAGCAGGCGGCGCCCAGGUUCGACGACGAGGCGCUGUCCAGGCUCCGCUUCGGCCUCCGCCGCUGAGCCCUUCCGCCCCCCCGAGCGUUCGCAGGUCCCGGCCGGGCCUGUGUGUCGACUGUGGCUCGCGCGCCGCCGCACGCGAGGAGCGGCCGCCGCGCAGCGCCGUCGAGGCUCGUGCACGCCUUGCGCGCGCGAGCCCUCGGGCUCCUCUGCUCGCCGCCUGGCACCACCCCUCUGCGUGCAGGGCGCCCCAAGAGAGCUUCGCCCCCGCGGAGCCAAGGGGCCCCUCGCGCGCGCCCCGCGUGCUGGCUCCCUGGGCCUACUGCAAUCGAGCCGUUGCCAUCAAGAGCGCAACACACGGCGCAGAGCGCCUGGGUGCACGAGGAGGGCCAGAGGAACCGUUCCAAGAUGACCCAAGGAACAGCAAGCCCCUUCUGAAUCCAGGGCGGUCCUUGUUCCAGCGUCUGGGCUGCGGGCUGGCGCCUGGGGCUGCCCUCCCUCUCCGUGCAGGGCGCUUCGCCAGAGGGCUCCGUCGUCGAGGCCUCCGAGGAGUCGACACGUCGCCCUCUUGGCGGAAGCCCGCGGGGGGGGGCCAGCGGGGCACUGGCGGAAGUACUACCGGCGUGGAACUGGAUCGUCC